UUACAUGUAGGUCUAACCGUGGUUGUGUGUUGUCAGUUACUACAGCCUGGAUGACAUCAGCCACGAGACCAUCAACAAGUACCUGUCCAACCUGGUGGAAAGGAGUCUCCGAGACCUGGAGUGUUCCUACUGUAUGGAGGUAGGAGAGGAUGAUUGCACCAUUGAGGCCCUAACGUACGGUCGUAUCUCCUACUACUACCUCCUGAAGCACCAGACAGUCAGGAUGUUCAAGGAGAGGCUGAGGGCUGAGCUGCCCAUCCAGGACAUCCUCUCUGUCCUCACGGAUGCUGAGGAGUACGGGGAGCUGCCCGUCAGGCACAACGAGGACCAGCUGAACAGUGAGCUGGCUCAGCGUCUCCCCCUGCAGGUCAACCCCCACAGCUACGACAGCGCCCACACCAAGACCCACCUGCUGCUGCAAGCCCAUUUCAGCCGCGCCCAGCUGCCCUGCUCCGACUACGGCACAGACACCAAGACCGUGCUGGACAACGCCAUACGCAUCUGUCAGGCCAUGCUGGACGUAGCAGCCAACGAGGGCUGGCUGGUGACUGCUCUCAGCAUYUGUAACCUGGUGCAGAUGAUCGUUCAGGGCAGGUGGCUCAAUGACUCCUCUAUCCUGACCCUACCUACCAUAGAGCAGCAGCACCUCUACCUGUUCAGCAGGUGGAGCUCCAAGGGAGGGAAGGGCGGGGCCAGGGGCUUCCACGGACCAAUAGAAGUGCUCCCUGAGCUGAUUGCCUCCUGCGAGGGGCGGGAGAACACCUUCGCUGCCAUCGUGGGGGGGAGCUUCAGCCCCAUCAGAUCUCCCAGGCCUGGUCGUUCCUCAGCCAUCUGCCGGUGGUGGAGGUGCGUCUGAGUGUGAAGGGUUGGUGGGAGGGGUGUGGGGAGCAGGCACAGCGCUCCCUCCCUGCGGCCGGGGGGAAGCUCAGGGACGACAGAAGCUGGCUGGAUGUCC
Molecule: messenger RNA, 955 nt
Organism: Salvelinus sp. IW2-2015
Lineage: Eukaryota; Metazoa; Chordata; Actinopteri; Salmoniformes; Salmonidae
Source: RefSeq, a predicted model, not a curated record